AUGCGGUGCUGCAUUCAAGUUGCAGAGCGUCAACGUCAGCGAAGGUGCUUGUGCUUGCUUCUGUACCGAGUAAAUGGCGCACUGAGUUAUUGUUUUGUUUAA
This is a messenger RNA of Colletotrichum aenigma, 102 nucleotides long. RefSeq lists its product as uncharacterized. Bases 1 to 102 code for a protein of 33 amino acids. The transcript is spliced from 2 exons. NCBI's taxonomy places the organism in Eukaryota, Fungi, Ascomycota, Sordariomycetes, Glomerellales, Glomerellaceae. The record is from RefSeq and is a predicted model, not a curated record.